Messenger RNA from Microthlaspi erraticum, 558 nucleotides. Lineage: Eukaryota; Viridiplantae; Streptophyta; Magnoliopsida; Brassicales; Brassicaceae. The record is from the annotation of a GenBank genome assembly.
AUGCUGGCUGCAAAGAGAGCAUUGAGGUACCUGAGAGGUACGCUGGAGCUAGGUAUUUUUUAUAAGAAAGGGUAUGAGUUGAAAGUGAUCGCGUACACGGACAGUGACUAUGCCGGAGACGUUAAGGAUCGUAAAAGCACUUCGGGUUAUGUGUUUUUGCUAAGUGGAGCAGCAGUGUGUUGGAGCUCAAGGAAACAAGUAGUGGUUACUUUGUCUUCCACCGAGGCUGAGUAUGUUGCUGCAACAUCAUGUGCGUGCCAUUGUGUUUGGUUCAAAGGAGUUCUGGAGCAUAACUUUCUUGAGCAGGGUACAUGUAUGGAGAUUUUCUGUGACAAUACUUCAUCGAUCAAGCUGUCAAGGAAUCCGGUGAUGCAUAGGCACACAAAACACAUCGAUGUAAGGUACCAUUACUUGUGUGAUCUUACAAAUCAAGAAGUAGUAAAGUUGGUGUUUUGUGGAACGGGAGAACAAGUUGCAGACAUCAUGACAAAACCAGUGAAGUUGGAGACUUUUGUUAAGCUGCGAGGGCUACUUGGAAUGCAAGCACAAGGAGUUUAA